CAAUAGCAAGAAAUAUGGCCUCUCUUGUAAGGUCGUGGAAACCUCUGUGGAACAAAUUGGUUAGCCAGUGGCCUGGUCACCAACUGCAAACUGCAAAUACCAUUCGUCUUCAGCGAUGUGCAUCAUCUUUAACUUCCCAUCAGAUAAUAUACAAUAAAUUUGGGGAUCCAAGACAAGUGCUUGAAAAGACAGAAGUUCAUCUUCAAACGUCAAUACAGAAAGAUGAAGUUUUGAUUAAGAUGUUAAUGGCUCCCGUGAACCCAUCGGACAUCAACAUGAUAGAAGGAACUUAUUUUAUUCGGCCGCCCUUACCAGCAGUUGUUGGAAAUGAAGGUGUUGGAGAAAUCAUUGGCAAAGGGGAAGCUGUUUCUGACCUCAGCAUUGGUGAUUGGGUUAUCCCAGCAGAUUCGGGAUGGGGCACAUGGAGAAGUUACGCUGUUGCACCAAGAUCAACAGUUUUCAAAGUCGCAAAUGAUAUCCCCGUUGACAGUGCUGCAACCCUACUGGUAAACCCUCCAACUGCAUAUCGCAUGUUGAAAGAUUAUGUAGAUUUGAACCCAGGUGAUAUUGUUAUCCAGAAUGGUGCAAAUAGCGCUGUGGGACAAUGUGUAAUUCAGCUUGCCAAACACUGGAACAUCACAACCAUAAACAUGGUUAGAGAUCGGCCAGACAUAGACCAACUCAUUCACUACCUGAAAGAUCUUGGAGCUGAUCAUGUUGUCACUGAAAAAUUUUGCCGUUCGCCAGAAAUGAAAGAUUUCAUGAAGUCUCUGCCCUCACAACCAAAGCUGGGGUUAAAUUGUGUUGGGGGAUCAAGUUCAACAGAGAUGCUUCGAUAUCUUGGCCAAGGGGCAAAAAUGAUAACAUAUGGAGGGAUGUCACGUAAACCAAUUGUGGUUCCAACAGGUGCUCUUCUUUUCAAAGAAAUAAAACUAGAAGGUUACUGGAACACUGAAUGGAACAAAAGAAACAGAGACAGUCAUGUGCGUGAUGAAAUGUACCAGGACCUCUGUCAGCUGAUACGAGACAAACAUUUCAAGAAUCCGGUCAGUGAUAACAUUCCACUUGAGCUGUAUGACAGAGCUGUUACUGAGUCACUGGAGAGUUUCAAAGGCACUAAAAAGAUUCUUGUGAUGGAUAAGAAUCUGUUGUGAGACUAUUGAUGGUGUUUGACUUGUAAUAUGAAGUUAUCUGAUGGUGCUUGUUAUCUAAAUGUGCAACUGUCAUAACUGAUAAUUUUUGUCAGGUAUGGUUAAGGCUUGGAUGGGCAUCAUUAUGUGUUGUUGGAAUAACAUGUGCUUUGAACACCACAUUGAUUAUCAAACCCCAAUUCACGACUCCUUCCUUUUAAGAGAUCUGAUAUUGUUUUUCACAACUUGCACCAAUACAGAAAUGAAAAGCAUACAGAGCUUUUUAAAUUUCUGGGUAAGUAUUGCAGUUUCAAAUUUGCUGUCAGGAUUGAAACUCAAAUAUGUUUUUGGAUUUAAAUAGAAAGUAUUGUCAGAAUAUACAACAAUAAUCUAAUGUCAAUAAUGUUAUUUAUCUGCAUCAAUCAAUGUAAUAUUUUGUAACUGUUGCAGUUAAGCUUCACAAAGUUCAUCUCAAAUUCUGUAGAUUGUUAUUCUUUCUCAUACCGUACUAUUUUUCCUAAUCAUUUUAUGAAUAAGAUGCCCAUCAUUCAAUUUUUAUUAAAAUCCAUAAUAGUGAUAGCAUUGCCGUAAUGUAUCCGUAUAACCCAGAGUCAUACCCAAGACAAACAUCAAGAGCACAAAUGUGACAUUAUGGUCAGAAAUGGGACCUCCAUUAAUACCGCUCUUUAAUCCUGACCAAAGCCUUCAUUGGCUUCAAUGUGUAUCCUAUUCCCUUAUGAAGUCAUAUGCCAUGUUUAUUGAUUAAAACAAAAUACUUUUGAGAAAAUGUAACCAAACACUUCAGUGAAUAAAUGACAUCAAACAUUCUUAUCGAUCACAUAAUGCUUCCAUUCUCUUUGCUAUAAGCUUUCUGAAAGCAAGUUGGUGAAUAAAAGUGUUCUUGAUACA
This is a messenger RNA of Haliotis rubra (blacklip abalone), 2039 nucleotides long. RefSeq names its product enoyl-[acyl-carrier-protein] reductase, mitochondrial-like. Gene Ontology annotation, biological process: fatty acid metabolic process. Gene Ontology annotation, cellular component: mitochondrion. Gene Ontology annotation, molecular function: trans-2-enoyl-CoA reductase (NADPH) activity. NCBI's taxonomy places the organism in Eukaryota, Metazoa, Mollusca, Gastropoda, Lepetellida, Haliotidae. The record is from RefSeq and is a predicted model, not a curated record. The transcript has a single exon. The coding region runs from base 15 to 1154 and encodes 379 amino acids.